AUGAAAUUUGCCAUCGCUACAGCUCUCCUUGUCAGCUCUGCUCAUGCUCUGACCUGCACUACAGGCACAAAUCAGGCCACUUUUAACCAGUGCGCCUACAACUCUUUAACUGAUCCCAAUGGCAUGCCUGGCCCUACUGAUCAAUUCUCUGCCUGCAAAUCUUUACAGACCGACAACUAUGCCUACUACAACUGUUUGUGCAGACUCUCUAACCUGCUUGUCAACUGUUACUCGAUGUUUUGUACUGGCGACACUGGCAUCUAUACACAGCAACAGUUUUCUACUCAGUUCUGUGGAGCUGCUCAGCAUGUCAGCUCACCUUCAAACGCCCCUACUGCUUCUCUAUCUUCUCUCCCUCCACUGCCUACCUUUUCAUCCAACUCUGCUCAAAGUCAUACCGCUGCUUCAUCUGUCGCCGCCUCUGCCGUUCCUACUGCGGCUGCCAAGGCUGCGGGUGAAUCUAAUGGUGCCAACAUGCUGAUGAAUGCAGUUAUGCUUGGUGUUGCUGGUGCAGUUGCUGCUGGUUUCUAA
Messenger RNA from Batrachochytrium dendrobatidis JAM81, 531 nucleotides. RefSeq lists its product as uncharacterized. The record is from RefSeq and is a predicted model, not a curated record. The transcript has 3 exons. Lineage: Eukaryota; Fungi; Chytridiomycota; Chytridiomycetes; Rhizophydiales. Bases 1 to 531 code for a protein of 176 amino acids.